Messenger RNA from Physcomitrium patens, 1550 nucleotides. Its product is annotated as N6-mAMP deaminase. The record is from RefSeq and is a predicted model, not a curated record. Gene Ontology annotation, molecular function: adenosine deaminase activity. NCBI's taxonomy places the organism in Eukaryota, Viridiplantae, Streptophyta, Bryopsida, Funariales, Funariaceae. Gene Ontology annotation, biological process: adenosine catabolic process; inosine biosynthetic process.
UAUCAGUAAACUUACUUGUGUGUCUUAACAUAUGUGUGCAUGUUACUUCUAGCUACUCUUGUCUCUCUAUAAAACAUUCUAAACAGCAACGAUUCCAAUUAUCCCGACGACGCCGACGACGCCGCUCGGUUAUGAUCGUCGCGUGUGUUUUUUGCCAAAGUUUUCUUUUUCCUGUUGUUGUCUGUCUGAGUUGCAGCGAAACGAUGCAAAGCAGGGAGAGCAUCCCAGGGAUGGUGAAUAUUGACGACGCGGCGGUGCUGGCCAUGGAGGAUUUGAUGACCGAGUACCUGCCCAUGUGCAGGGCCAUGCCCAAACUGGAGCUUCAUGCGCACCUGAAUGGCUCCAUUCGUGCUGCCACUCUUUUAGAAUUGGCGCGUGAGCGAGACGAGGAUUGCACUGAAUUGGAGAAUAUUCUAAAGAAAGAUAAGAGAUCCCUGCCAGAGACAUUCAAACUGUUUGGUCUCAUUCGUAUUUUGACUACUGACCAUCGCGUUAUUACACGUAUCACUCGAGAGGUCAUUGAAGAUUUUGCGGCUGAGAAUACCAUAUACAUUGAGCUCCGCACUGCUCCUAAGAAUAAUUCUGCAGUUGGAAUGACAAAGCGGUCAUACAUGGAAUCGGUUAAGGUAGGCCUGGAUAUUGCUGCUCCUGUGUCGCCUAUCCAUGUGCGCCUUAUCCUAAGCAUAGACCGUAGGGAGACAACAGAAGCAGCGAUGGAUACAGUGCGCCUUGCUUGCGAGUUGCGGAAAGAAGGAUGGGACAUUGCAGGCAUUGACUUGUCGGGCGAUCCUGCCAUUGGAGAAUGGACUACAUUUGCGCCAGCGUUGAUGUUUGCUCGAGAGCAGGGAUUUCCACUAGCUCUUCAUUGUGGAGAGGUGCGAAAUUCUGAGGAUAUACGCAGCAUGCUUGCCAUGCGCCCAGAGCGUCUUGGUCACGUAUGUUGUUUGGACAACUAUGAGUGGGAGGUGCUACUCGCCUCUCGUAUUCCAGUGGAGGUUUGCCUCACCUCUAACCUGGCUACGCAGAGUGUGCCUUCUAUCGAAGAACACCAUUUAGCGGUACUUCUCAAAUCCGAUCACCCCAUUGCUAUCUGCACUGAUGACACCGGCAUCUUUGCUACUAGUCUGUCCCGAGAGCUUGCUUUAGCAGCUUCUUGUCUUGCCCUAAAACCCGAGGAAGUAACGACACUUGCCAGAAGUGCAAUUGACUUUGCUUUUGCAGAGUCAUCAGUGAAGCGGACACUCCAUCAAACCUUCGAUAGCAGAGCUCAAAAAUUGCUUAACUCUCAUUCUUGCAUUUGAAAUCUUCACACAAGUUGCCAUGGUCUGGGAGGGGGGAUCUACGGCCCCUUUCUUUUGUUUGAGAGAUGGAACAUAUGUCAUGGUUUAUUCUGUGGUGCAAUUAAUUUUAGUCACAAUUUUUAUUUUUUUUGAUGUUUCAUUUAUUUUAUUUAUUUUUUCCUCCUUCUUUUGGGAGGUGAGAUUCAAUUCAGCUGGUCACUGUUAUAAUUUGUCCAUUUGAAUGAAUUUUAUUUUUGUUUUGUUCUGUUU